CAUCCAACCUGUCUAUGGAGCACAGCAUCCUCCCCUGGAUCCCAGGCUCACCAAAAACUUCAUCAAGGACCGCUCCAAGGCCAACGCGCUGCCGAUGAAAAGCAAGAAGGCCUCCAGCUUUCAUGAGUUUGCCCGUAACACCAGUGAUGCCUGGGACAUUGGCGAUGAUGAAGAUGAGGACUUCUCUUCCUCCUCUUCCUCUUUGCAAACUCUGAACUCUAAAGUGGCCAAGGCCACGGCAGCUCAGGUUCUGGAGAACCAUAGCAAGCUGCGGGCGAAACCUGAGCGGACCCAGUCGGCUCUCAGCGAUGUGCCCACCAACUGCAAGGUCAUCAAGUCCAGCAGUGAGGCCCAGCUCUCCAGGACCUCUGAGGAGGCCUGUGUGAGGACCCCCCUUCAGAAGCAGCAGUCCCUCCCCCUCCGGCCCGUCAUUCCACUCGUCGCCCGAAUCUCUGACCAAAAUGCCUCGGGUGCUCCCCCCAUGACAGUCAGGGAGAAAACCCGCCUGGAGAAGUUCCUGCAGCUCCUUUCCAGCCACAACACAGACCUGGAUGAGCUGAGGAAGUGCAGCUGGCCUGGUGUGCCCAGAGAGGUCCGGCCCGUCACCUGGCGCCUCCUCUCAGGUUAUCUCCCUGCCAACACGGAGCGGCGGAAGCUGACCCUGCAGCGCAAGAGGGAGGAAUACUUUGGCUUCAUCCAGCAGUACUAUGAUUCCCGGAACGAGGAGCACCACCAGGACACCUACCGGCAGAUCCACAUUGACAUUCCAAGGACCAACCCACUCAUCCCCCUCUUCCAGCAGCCACUUGUCCAGGAGAUCUUUGAAAGGAUCCUGUUUAUCUGGGCCAUUCGCCACCCGGCCAGUGGCUACGUACAGGGCAUCAACGACCUGGUCACACCCUUCUUUGUUGUGUUCCUCUCUGAGUAUGUUGAGGAAGACGUGGAGAACUUUGAUGUGACCAACCUGUCCCAGGAUGUUCUGGGGAGCAUCGAAGCUGACAGCUUCUGGUGCAUGAGCAAGCUGCUGGAUGGGAUACAGGAUAACUACACCUUUGCACAGCCAGGCAUCCAGAAGAAAGUCAAAGCCCUGGAGGAGCUGGUCAGCCGGAUUGAUGAGCAGGUACAUAAUCACUUUAGGAAGUAUGAGGUGGAAUACCUGCAGUUUGCCUUUCGCUGGAUGAACAACCUGCUGAUGAGGGAGCUGCCCCUUCGCUGCACCAUCCGCCUCUGGGACACCUACCAGUCAGAGCCAGAAGGAUUCUCCCAUUUCCACCUCUAUGUCUGUGCAGCCUUCUUGAUCAAGUGGAGGAAGGAGAUCCUAGAUGAGGAAGACUUCCAAGGCCUUCUGAUGUUGUUACAAAACCUGCCCACGAUACACUGGGGCAAUGAAGAGAUUGGACUCCUGCUGGCAGAAGCCUACAGACUCAAGUACAUGUUUGCAGAUGCCCCCAACCAUUACCGCCGAUAGGUGCCAGGACCCUGUGCCCACUCCACCCCCUCCUCCUGGCCCAAUCUGAUCACUGUGGCAUUUUUUGUUGUCCCAAGUCCUCGGACACUCCGGCCCAGAGCUGCUCCUGGCUGUACAAAGCUCACAUGGACUCUUUGUCUUAACUCUGAACGUUGUGCCUGUCUGCCCCUCCCUGCCUGGGCCCCUCCA
Molecule: messenger RNA, 1657 nt
Organism: Chaetura pelagica (chimney swift)
Lineage: Eukaryota; Metazoa; Chordata; Aves; Apodiformes; Apodidae
Gene: TBC1D22B
Product: TBC1 domain family, member 22B
Exons: 12
Biological process (GO): activation of GTPase activity
Molecular function (GO): GTPase activator activity
Source: RefSeq, a predicted model, not a curated record